AUGACGGCUCACGAUGGGCUUUUUGUUGGCAGACUUCAAGAGGAUGUAGAUGCCUCUGUGCGAUGCCUUUCCCAAGCAAAUACGCUCACGGUAGACGACGCUGCGCCUCGCCUCCUCUCCGCGAUUGCCAAUUACACGAAGUGUGCUGCAGCCACGAUACACAAUUCAGAAAAACAUGACGAGGUAACGGAAGAGGCGGCCGCCCUAUCCGUCAUGGUGCACAUGCAGCGACUGUCACUCGUGUUGAAUGCCGUAGAUACCCCCGCGAGGAGCUCCGCGAGCGCAAGUAAGAGCAGUAUGCACACAUGCGUAGAAGAGUGGGCCACGUGGCUCUUGGGACUUGAGUCGCAGCCGAUUGCCGUGGUAAGCAAAGUGGCACUUUGCCUCCCACCGCUUCAGGCAUGCUGGCGAGGCGGUUAUGCUCUUGGUGGUGCCCGUAGCGCAUAUGUCUAUCGAAUCGAGGAGGCCAUCGGUAGUUUCUUCUCCCGCGCGGCGCGUAAGUGUGUAGCGGAGUGGACAACGUAUGGCACACCCCUCCGCACGUUCCUGCCACCACUGAGGUUGCUGACCACCUACGCGCGAUUCCGCUGGGCAAGGAGUUGUUUUAGGGAGCUCGAGCACAUGGUCAGCGACGGGGAUCUAGGAGCGGCGGAGGUCCGUAAAGCAAUCGCAGGCACCGCAGAAGCCAUGCAAGGGCAACAGAGCAAGGAUAUCGAUUUUCUCAGCAUCACUAAUGAGGUGGAGUCCUGCCACGUCAGCAAGGUCUCGCGCGAAGUGCUUCUGCAUGCCUUCAAAGCCAUCGAUUGGCGAGUGGGUAACGCCGUGCCAACUGUGAAAGAGGUUGCACCGCUUGUAUGGUGCCUGUUCUUGCGCUGUCGAAGCUAUGCUCUGCACAAUCACUCACUGAAUCGCUUCUCCGAUUUUUUUGCGUACGAGGCGUCUGCACGCCUCGUUGCACAGCUGCUGCGGUUCACGGUGGACGGCGUCCGCGUAUGCCUUGAGAGACAGGCUGCUGAGAUGCAUGUAGCUCGUGCGGAGCAGUUGUUCACCUGCGAUAUUCCGUGCCUUGUGUUGCUGACGCGACUUUGGUUUUCGUGGAUCGGGCUGGCCUCUGAUGGGGCAGCAAAGCUUCUACCACACCUAGAGCGUUCACUGCGACAACUCGUCUCCUCGACCGUGAAGCUUCGCGGCAUAGCGGAGAAGAAAGCACCGGCACCUAGUAUGGUGGCUGCACGGGAAGGAAGCAGCGGCAGGACGAGCAAAACGGAGCAGGAGAAACUUUUUAUUGAAGUCGCAUGGAAGGUGACUCCACUGUCUAUGUCGGAGAUCAUGUCCCCCACAGCAGCUGCGCCGUGGACCGCCGCGUUUGCGCGGGCCAGUGACGUGCGGGCGGUACUCGACAAACGAACCAUUGUCGCGUUGGUACCGUAA
This is a messenger RNA of Leishmania braziliensis MHOM/BR/75/M2904, 1431 nucleotides long. RefSeq lists its product as hypothetical. The transcript has a single exon. Lineage: Eukaryota; Euglenozoa; Kinetoplastea; Trypanosomatida; Trypanosomatidae. The record is from RefSeq and is a predicted model, not a curated record. Bases 1 to 1431 code for a protein of 476 amino acids.